UCGGCACUUUUAUGAAGAACGUGCAAGUGCUGCUCGAUGCAGCAAAUUACAUAGAAAAUAUCGAGAAGAACAACGGAAGUAAGUAAACACGGGCUGUUGGGAAUAUUAACACGUAAUGCGCCGGCCGAGCAGACAACAAUAGAGGCGAAGGCGACAAAAGACGCGCAGCGGACAGAUGAACUGGCCCGACAGCAGCCAGUCAGAGCCUGUUUCACUGAAACUAACUGCAGGCUAAUGGAGACAACACUUAUAAAACAAGAACAUUUGAAGACAAGAGGGGAUAUUUGCUACAUUUGGAAAUCAGGAAGCAAUUGCAUCGCCUGAGACUGAUUUUUUUUUUUUUUUUUUUUUUUUUUUGUGCAACAAUAGCCUGCAGCUAAAUGAUCUGCUCCCAUUUAAACUGGUCUGUGCAGCCCAUGAAAGACUUGCAGUACAUUAAUUAUUUUUAUUAGGGCUGCAUAUGUGCACAUAUAGGACAGUAUAUGUAGACAUUUAUGGAAUUUAGAUUCCAAAUUUCCCCUUCAGGCUAAUUAGCAAUCGCAGUUUUUUGCACCUCCUGUCAAGAUUGUUCCCGUUCGCUCAAAAUAUCGCAUUCACGGACCCUAUUGCAUAAUAUAUAAAUCAUGACUUAGAAUUUUUUCACGAUUAACAUUUCUAAUUCAAAGCCCCAGCUAUCGUUUUCAGAGGCAGCUGCGCUUCCUUGUGUGUGUUGUUCACAUGGUUUCCACAUGGAACAAAUUGUAAAGUUUCCAUUGGUCCGCACACAUGUUCCCAGCGCGAGAGUCACUGCAGAUACCCAAUCAGACGCAGAAUGUGAGCAUGGCUAUGCCUCAACAUACCCUGCCACCCAGACUACACAUCAACAGAAACAGCGUAAAUUCAAGAACAGGAAACUGGACAGUCUUCACAAUAGGUCUGCACACAAUGAACUGGAAAAAAAUAGACGAGCACAUCUCCGCCUGUGUUUGGAGAGGUUGAAGUCUCUCAUCCCUCUGGGACCAGACUGCAGUCGGCACACCACACUGGGACUGCUCAACAAGGCCAAAGCACAUAUCAAGAAACUUGAAGAGAUGGACCGGAGGAGUCAGCACCAGCUGGACACCCUGGAGAGGGAGCAGAGGCACCUACAGAGGCAGCUAGCUCAGCUGCAGACUCUUGGAGAGAGGGAGAGGGUCCGUACAGACAGCCUGGGCUCCCGGAUGGACUCCGACCGCUCAGAGUCUGACAGAGAAGAGAUUGAAGUUGAUGUGGAAAGCACUGAGUUCUCCCAUGGAGAAAUGGACAGUGUAAGCACCAGUGGUGCAAGUGACCUGGAAGACCACAGCAGCCGGCAGAGCUCAGCCAGUGAUGAGGGCUACUCCACUUGCAGUCUAAAACUGGCCUUCUCUGCUUAAAGCACCAGCCUAUACUUUUAACUUCAGCUGCAGUCUUUUAUGGCUUUUCAACAAAGUACCAGCCUACAGCUCCAUUUUUCCCCUUGCAGUUUAGGUUAACUGUCCUCCGAAGAAGAACCAGCCUCAACCCCACCUUUACCUGACAAAUGAAACGUCUACUCUACCCAAGAACCAGCCUUAAGUUCAACUCAGUCUAAAAGUUUAAAAUGUCCUGCUUCCAAAAGUCAAUGGGGCGCCUUUACAUCAGAAACAUUUUACACAACAGCGUCAAAUUUAACUUCUCUGGCAAUAUACAGUUUCAAAGCUGAAGCUCCAACUUAAACCAAUCACCUGAAUGUCCCUUUUCCUGUUACCAGCUUGAAUCAACCAUACCUGCACUCAAUACUGAUCCUAUUCAGAACCUGUAGAGGACACCCAUGAUCACAGCAGUGUCCAACACUGAAAGGGCAACUCUACCUUUAAACACGUUGAUCCUCAGAAACCAGCAAAAAAAACAAAAAACAAACAAACAAAAAAAAAAAAACACAAAAACCCCCAAUACCAGCUAGAAGCUCACCAUUGGUAAGGUUUGCUCCAUUUGCCUUGUAAAAACAUUGCCCUUUUUCUUUGGAUAACAUUUAUAUAUCCAGAUGGCACUUCUUGUCAGUGUACAAGCCAGUGGCAAGGGCUACAAUGUCUGCAUUCCAAAACGUUUAUUACACUUAUAUAACUUCUGCUUUAGGACCCACAACCAUCAUCGAUCCACGUGGCGUCCCUCUUGACUGAAAUACAGUUGUAUCCAAACAGGUGGUGUAGUCCACUCUUGUUAUUCUAAUUUAUUUUGCAUAUAAUUAUAGUAUUUAUUUUUGGUAUAUUUAAUUGUACUGUAGCUAGGUCUUGGUCAUGCUUGAAUGAAAAAAAAUACCCUAAAUAAUACUUUUUUUUUUCAUUGUUUUUACAAUAUGUUUACCAAAAUGACUUGACAUAAACUUAAUCCCCAACUGAUGCAUAUGCAGUGCUACAUGUUUAAUGGCAUUUUGUUGAAAGAAUGACACAUCUCUUUCACAAUGUGCGCAAAUUCAAUGUCAUUUUAUUUAGACAGUAAUAAGCUAUCUCACACUUGUCCAAGCACAAGGCUAAAGCAAUAACGCGUCUAGUUUGAUCAUAUCGUUAAUGUCGGCUGUAUUUAGCACACUGUUCUGUCCGUCCAACACCAAAUUGCAGUUUGCUAGUUUUCCACUCGCUACGGUAGUGGUAUGAGUUAUUAAUAAUCAGCAGUAAAAAUGUAAUUGAUUUAAAAAAAAAAAAAAAAAAAAAAAGCUAUGGUGCAUGUAUAUUGAAUGUAGCCUUUCUAAUCAUGUUGUAAUGUGCUUUGGAUUGAAAAGUCUUAAAAAUGUCUGUAGCAUGAACAAGAUAAACACUACAGAGUGCUAAUUUUGGUUUAUACUUCAGUGUUUAAUACUGUAUAUUUUUUGUAUUGUAGCAGAAAAAGUACAACUUUGAAUCCUUGAAAUUUGGAGACUUCCCAUUAAUAACUACAAUGUCUGUUUGACACACAGGGUUGCGCUGCUGACCUGUUCUAAUCCAUGAAACCAAAUUAGACAUUUCAAUAUGACCAUUUAUCUGCAUUCUUCUGGUACAAGUCCUAAGUAGAUCACCACCAAAUUGUGUCUUAACAUGGGUAUAUGACUCUUGCACAAGUUCCUUGUUACAGGUCUUUUUCCCCCCCAACGUGUUUGGGAAAUUAUAAAAUGCACUAUGAAAAAGACUUUUGUUAAGGAAGUAUGUCAAAGCACACCCCAGAAUGUUUUCUCUUGUGCUUAAUCAGCCAUCCAAGGUGACUUUUUUGCAAAACACAUGCUGCUGGUCCCCUGCUAAUACUUUGUUACAGUUCCUGAUAACUGUCCCUGGAAUCUUAAUAAACCUCUACCACCAAGACAUAAA
Thunnus maccoyii (southern bluefin tuna) is the source of this 3317-nucleotide messenger RNA. RefSeq names its product max-interacting protein 1-like. Lineage: Eukaryota; Metazoa; Chordata; Actinopteri; Scombriformes; Scombridae. The transcript is spliced from 6 exons. Gene Ontology annotation, molecular function: protein dimerization activity; DNA-binding transcription factor activity, RNA polymerase II-specific; RNA polymerase II cis-regulatory region sequence-specific DNA binding. The record is from RefSeq and is a predicted model, not a curated record. The coding region runs from base 729 to 1394 and encodes 221 amino acids. Gene Ontology annotation, biological process: regulation of transcription by RNA polymerase II.